Cottoperca gobio is the source of this 2781-nucleotide messenger RNA. It is a transcript of the gene vwa1, whose product is annotated as von Willebrand factor A domain containing 1. Lineage: Eukaryota; Metazoa; Chordata; Actinopteri; Perciformes; Bovichtidae. Bases 283 to 1830 code for a protein of 515 amino acids. The record is from RefSeq and is a predicted model, not a curated record. Gene Ontology annotation, molecular function: protein binding. The transcript has 6 exons.
UUUGCAUUGACAAGAAGCGUCCAGACGUUGCGCACACGGGCUGAAGUUUAGUUUAACUUCCAGCGUCUCCAGUGACCGAGUGGUUGACCAUGCUCAACGAGGAAUAAAGAGAAGAAGCAACACAAAAAGCCGGACUGGAUGUGACUCAUAUGAAUUAUGCUUCUGACUUUAAUUUACUGAGUGGGAACGCGCUCGUCUGGGCUGUGGUGGAUAUAUGGUUGACUCAAGAACCCAUAACAUUUGUGUUAUAAUUUGCUUCGGGGGAACUAACUAGCCAUUGUGAUGGAGAGUCGCGUGACAUGGAUGCUGUUGUGUGUGCUCCUGCGGCCGCUGGCUACACAGAACCCCGCACCUGAAGGAGUGCUGAACUGCUGCGAGGGCGACGUCCUCUUCUUAGUGGAUUCCUCAGGGAGUGUGUCGUCCUACGAGCACUCCCGCAUGCUCACCUUCCUGUCCGAGCUCCUCCUCCCCUUUUCUCUGGGAGAGGACCAGGUGAGGGUUGGACUUCUGCAGGUGGGCACCAAACCACGCCUCGAGUUUGGCUUCAACACCCACAGCACCCAAAGUGGCUUACAGGAGGCUUUGAGGCACAUCAAACCUCUCAGGGGGGACACCAACACGGUGGAGGCACUGAGAAUGGCAAAGGAGAGUGUGCUGAGACCCGGAGCAGCAGACGGGGCCAGGGCGGGGCUCCCGAGGGUGCUGGUGUGGUUGACGGAUGGGGUGAAACCAGGUGAUGUGAUUGGACCAAUGGCCGAGCUGCGGGAGCAGGGCGUGGCUGUGCUGGUGGUCUCCACUGGGCAUGGCAACUAUCAGGUGUUGAGGCAAGUGGUGUCUCCGCCCGUGGAAAGCAACCUGUACUUUGUGGACAUCGAUGAUUUGAGUAUCAUCACAGAAGACCUGCGGGAUGCCAUCAUUGAGAUUAUCCGAGCUGAGCGAAUGAACGUCCGUGACGUCUCCACCAACUCGGCCACGCUCCAGUGGCGACCCGUUCUGUCCGGUUUGAAGGGCUUCUAUGAGAUUCGCUUCGGCCCGGUUCCAACAGAAGGAGCAGGAGGCGGUGGAGGAGGUGAUGGGACCAGUCCGAGCACCAGUGGUAGUCAGUACCAGAGAAUAACUCAAUCUGCAGAUUCCAGCACUACCAGGCUAACAGGCCUGAAGCCUGACACCAAGUACACAGCCACACUGACCCCGGAGUCCAAUGAUCAAGCAUUUAACAUGCUCUCCGUCACCUUCCAAACAAAGCCAGAGGUGCUCAGCCCAGCUGUGGUAACGAUCUCUGACUCGGGGGAAACCAGCGUUCGGGUGAGUUGGGGUCCUUCUCAGCCGGAGAAGGUUACAAGCUACUACAUCGAGUACUCCGCCCUGCCCAGGGGCAAGCUCCACGCUGUCACCGUGGGCCGAACGCAAAACUCCACGCUCCUCAGGGACCUCCAACCAGAUACCACUUACUUGGUCACCGUCAGUGCCCGGCACCACUCGGGCACAGAGAAGGCCAUGUCUGUCAAAGUGUGCACUCAGGAAGUGACUCCAGCCCUGACAGACCUCCAGCUGACCACAGUGGGUAGUGACUCAGUGCAGGUCGACUGGAAGAGCAACUCAGGUGGUCUGAGGGGCUACUGGCUCACCUGGGAGGGACAACAAAGCUCUAUCUCUGGCCAGCGCUCCUCCUUCUAUCUGCCACCCGACUCUCUGUCAACGCGCCUCACACAUCUCCCUCCAGCAACUAGAGUGUGCGUGUCACCCAUUUACCGGUCGGCACGAGGAGAGGGACUGUGUUGCACGACGCAGUUCCAUUCAGACGCAUUAGCAUAUGGCUACCAGUCAUAGCACCCUGAGUUACAAGUGCACCUUACCAAACAUGGAGGGACGAUGGCGAGAAGAAUGCUGACUUUCAUCCAUAAUUCUUUUCCGUGCCUCUCCCCUCUGUGGAUAUGAUCCAGGAGAGAUGUGUGGCUUGGCUUACUGAGCACUCAUGUGGAAGCCAUAGACACUUAAGAGUGGUCUAGGACAUUACGGCAACAUGUUGACUGCUACAAUCUGCAACACAGCGGACAAUUUUCUUUUCUAUUUCCUUUGUCUCUUCUUGUUUAAGCCUUUAGCAAAUGUAUAAUGUUUCAGUGUAGAGACAUAAGUGUGAGAUAAAGACAUUUCUUGGUUCUGUUUUGCAGAUACAGAGCAGCGCAUGUUGGGAAUGUUGGAUGUUUUAUGUGAUUUGUUUUGGAGAAAGGCUUUGCACCAUAUGUGGGACUCAUGCCCAAAUCUGCAUUUUAUUUUUUAAAUCCUGCUAACACACAGACAACAUCUGACUUACAUUUAUAAUGAAUACUUAUGAAUUGUACUUCUCUUUCAGCACAUGUUUCACACUUGUGGAGUGCAAACAGGGAAUGUCAACGUGAGGUCUCUAAUAACAGGAUUUUCAGGAUUAUAUUAAAUUUGAAAGAAAUUACGAAUAGACCAUCCACAUGUCCUGAAUGUGUGUAACUGAGAGCAGCCUUGUUUUGGUCUCUGGACAUAGAUCCAUCAUUCAUAUUUAUUAAUCAAGAAUCAUGUAAGUAUGAUAAUUAAAAGUAUUUACAGACAGGCUGUUUACAUAUUAAGACUUAACGUUUUUUUAAGCAAGUCUCUGCUGCCACCUACUGAAACGAUCCUUACUGGUUUAGAGCUGAUCUUUCACUGUUAUCCUCUCAGAGCAAAUGUAUUGUUUAAUGUUUGUUGACCACUAUUUGAAAUUUAACAUGAGCUUGCAAUAAAGUCCUUUAAUAAUUUUGUUUAUAUUAA